Molecule: messenger RNA, 4104 nt
Organism: Cuculus canorus (common cuckoo)
Lineage: Eukaryota; Metazoa; Chordata; Aves; Cuculiformes; Cuculidae
Gene: CDC45
Product: cell division cycle 45
Exons: 19
Coding region: 66-1766 (566 amino acids)
Biological process (GO): double-strand break repair via break-induced replication; mitotic DNA replication preinitiation complex assembly; DNA replication initiation
Cellular component (GO): DNA replication preinitiation complex
Molecular function (GO): single-stranded DNA binding; chromatin binding; DNA replication origin binding
Source: RefSeq, a predicted model, not a curated record
GUUUGGCGCCCAGUUUGAGCGGGAGCGGCUGCCGCCGUUUCGCCGCCUCAGCAGCCGCAGUCACCAUGUUCAUCUCCGACUGCCGCCGCGAGUUUUACGACUUGAUCACCACCCAGCGUGUUCUUCUUCUUGUUGCUUCAGAUGUUGAUGCAUUGUGUGCUUGUAAAAUACUGCAAGCUCUCUUUCAAUGUGAUCAUGUGCAAUAUACACUCGUUCCUGUAUCUGGAUGGCAAGAACUUGAAACUGCCUUUCUUGAGCAUAAAGAUCAGUUCAAAUAUUUUGUUCUUAUUAAUUGUGGUGCCAAUGUUGACCUUCUGGAGAUCUUGCAGCCUGAAGAAGACACUUUUUUUUUUGUGUGUGACAGCCACAGACCUAUCAAUGUAGUGAAUGUUUACAAUGACACACAGAUUAAGCUGUUAGUUAAACAAGAUGAUGAUAUCAAUGUUCCUGCUUAUGAUGAUAUCUUCAGAGAUGAAGAGGACGAAGAAGAGGACUCAGAGAAAGAAAGUGAUGGGUCAGAGCCUUCAGAGAAACGGAGACGUUUUGAAGGGGAUGUAAUAGAGAGAACAAUGAAAAGACGACAAAGGCGAGAAUGGGAGGCACGCAGACAAGAAAUUCUUUUUGAUUAUGAGCAAUAUGAAUACCACGGGACCUCAUCUGCGAUGGUGAUGUUUGAUCUGGCGUGGAUAAUGUCUAAAGACUUGAAUGACAUGUUGUGGUGGGCUAUUGUUGGCCUAACGGAUCAAUGGGUCCAAGAUAAAAUCACUCAAAUGAAGUAUGUGACUGAUAUUGGAAUCCUACAGCGUCAUGUGUCUCGCCAUAACCAUCGCAAUGAAGAUGAGGAAAAUUCUCUGUCAAUCGACUGCAUGCGAAUAGCGUUUGAAUAUGACUUGCGUCUGGCACUUUAUCAGCACUGGUCUCUGUAUGAAAGUCUAUGUAACACUUCAUAUACCUCUGCUAGCCUUAAGCUUUGGUCUGUACAAGGGCAGAAGAGGCUCCAUGAGCUUUUGGCCGAUAUGGGUUUGCCUCUAAAGCAAGUGAGACAGAAGUUUAAUUCUAUGGACAUGUCUUUGAAAGAAAAUCUUCUGGAAAUGAUUGAAGAAUCUGCAAACAAGUUUGGAAUGAAGGAUUUAAGGGUUCAGACCUUCAGCAUUCACUUCGGCUUUAAGAACAAAUUCUCAGCAAGUGACAUAGUUUAUGCAACAGCUUCACUCAUGGAGAAUAUAGAGAAAGAGGAGCCUGAAACAACUAAUUUCAUUAAAGCUUUGGACAGUCUCUCCAGGGGUAACCUGGACAAACUGCAUCAAGGACUGGAGCUAGCCAAAAAGCAGCUUCGUGCCAUUCAGCAGACAGUAGCCAGCUGUAUUUGCACCAACCUUGUUAUUUCUCAGGGGCCUUUUCUCUAUUGCUCUCUCAUGGAGGGCACACCAGACGUGAAACUGUUCUCAAAACCGGUGUCUCUGUGCCUGCUUAGCAAAUACUUGCUCAAAUCGUUUGUUUGCUCUACCAAAAACAAGCGCUGUAAAUUGCUGCCACUGGUAAUGGCUGCACCAAUGGAUGUUGAACAGGGAACUGUGAUCAUGGUGGGGAUUCCUCCAGAGACAGAAAGCUCUGACAAAAAGAACUUUUUUGGAAGAGCAUUUGAGAAAGCUGCCGACAGUACCAACUCCAGGACUCUACACAACCACUUUGACAUGUCAAUAAUUGAAUUGAAAAUGGAAGACCGGAGCAAAUUUCUGGAUGCACUCAUUUCUCUCUUGUCCUGACGAGAUGGUUUUUGGCUCCUUGUGAUGGAAGUUGAGGAUCAGAUGCUCGGAAAUUAUUUCGGAUACUCCAAAGUUCGUGGUGCUGUAGUUGUGAUGUAUCGUCUUGCUUUAUCUUAAAUGUACCAGUACAGGCCUAGACUGUCAUUUUUAUGCCUUUUGGGAGGUCAAAAGGUUUUUAAACUUAGCACACAGAUACUGGACACUGCUUCUUAGAGAAGAUCAUAGACUCAUAAUGGCAAAAAGUGCCAACUUAGGAGUACUUGCAAACCGGACUUCUAUCUGCCAAAACUGAUUUUAUUACUAGACGUGCUCCUGUGAUGUUUAGUUGUUGGCUAAUAUAAAAAAAAUAUAUAGAUUUUGAAGAAGUUCCAUAUUUAUAUUGCUGUUAUAUUACCAUUCGAAAGUUCUUUUAAAAUUGCCUUGAAGGUUUGGGUUUUAUUUUAAAUAGGAAAUAUUUUGAAACUCUCCUUGAAUUUCUAGAAUGUAGAAACUGGUUUUUAGUACUGUUAGUUUGAGGUCUUGUACUUUAUUUGAAAGUUUUGUGAGACAGGUUUUUAAGAUUCAAAGGCUUUUAAAUCCAAGUACUGAGUAACUUCCAAAUACUGAAUGAAAAGUCAGGGUAAUUCCAGUGUCAAUAAAGCGUUUUUAGUCGUGCAUUGUGAUACUGUAUUGUCGCUCGUAGCUUAGCUUUGGGAAUAAUUUUCCUGGAAAGGGUUUAAAAUACUAUGAUAAUUGUGUCUAGAUUGUAGCGUUAUAAAUAUUGACAGAUUAGCUCAAUCCUGUUCCAUAACAGAUUUCAUUUCACUUUGGUGUGUGGAAUGGCAUUGCUUGUUAGACUUACCCUGCUGUGCACAGGGUGGGAAUGUACAUGUCUGUGUUUGGAAUUCUUGUUGUUCUUGUAAUGUUUAGUGAAUUCUGUUUGACUUCAAUGUUUUCAUGUAUUAUAAUGAACGUGUAAAGGUUAUGUAUCACUACAUCAUACUUUGUAGAGAUUUUUAAUACAGGUUAAUUUAAUAUUAAAUGGGGUUUAAAAAUAGCCAACAGAAAGCUAAUUAAACUAUAUAUUUUUAUUCAAACAAAAGUGAUUUCUUAUUUUUCUAAUGUCACCUUAUCUGAGUAAAAACCUGUCCCAAGCUGUGAUGGCCAACAAGUUGUGCUUCCUGAGAUAAAAUGUAAUCUGCCUUUUGGGUGUACAUGUUUACUCGGAGUAUUGGCAAUAAAUAAUAUUCCCUCUCACCAGCUACUUCAGGUUUUCCCUGUGCCCAGCAUGCAGUAAUCAUAUUACAUUUCUGAAGUAGAUAACUGUGCUUUAAGUCUCUGGAAAUGGAAAGACAGAAGUUUGUGUUGGUUUUUGAACACUGAUACCAGUGCCAAGCCGUGAUUACAAUGUAGGAGCUAGAACUCUCUGUGACACUUAAGCGCACUUCUAAGUGUUUUCACUUUAUCUUUCAGUUCCAAACUGCUGAGUGAGUCAAGUGAAUUUCCUAAAUUCAUCUUAAACUGUCACUAAAGAAUCACCACCGUUUCCACAGCACUGAAUGACCUUAACUUUAGUUCAGCCUUAUAAUAUAUUUAGGGAUUUCAUGCUUCCAGAUGUAAAUAUCAACAAAAUACAUGGGUAUGUGUAGCAGUAAAUACAAGGUGCUUCAGCAUGAGAGACCACCUCCAUUUGUAUGGAAUGAAUUAUAUGGGCUGGGUAAAAUGGAAUUUUUACUCACGUGGUCUGCUUGCUCAGUGACUGGAUGAAAGGUCUUGCACAUCCUGAAUUUCUGACUCAUGGUUCAGUGUCUAUCAGGAAAUCCUAAACAAACAACUGAAUUCCCCAUUUUCUCCUUGUACAAAACCUUUGGACAGCAAAAAUGAAUUUUGUAAGAAAGGCGUCAAAAAGCACAGGCAUGUAACAGCUCAAUGUAAUUACUACGGCUGUCUUUAGCUAUGUUUAGUGUUAUGGUUCCAAUACAGGGAAUUACAUUGAUGGGUGCCUUUGCAAACUGUUACCUUUAUCCUGUUCUUUUCCUCUGCUCCCUCAUUAGAAGCUCUGUGUGAACCCCUUCAUCUUGCUUCAUCAAUUCCUAUUGCCAUUGUAUCCCCUGUCUAUCUCCUGAAGCUUGAUGUAUUUAUUCCAUCACCAUUUCAGGGCACAUUUGGAUUCUACUGCUACCACCUUUUCCUGCUGGUGGGAUAAAUAACAGAUCUUGUUUUGCAGUAGAGAAGGAAGUUGUAGGGUGGUGUAGUUGUGUAUAUGUUUUACUAGGUGACUGUCAUGUCUUAAAAAAUGGACAAAUUUUUAGGCAUGUGCAACCCUUUUCUUUUAGUUCAUUGCAUUGUGUGGAUAAAA